AUGUCGCAACAAGAUAUCAUAACUCAGGUAACGCCAGAAUCGACGUAUGCUAGCCCCUCUAUUACAAACAGCACGAACAGUACUGGUAAUACAACACUCGCACCCGGCGGCGCCAGCACCAAUACGGACGAUGCAGAUUACAACUCACUAAUUCAUUUGAAUGUACGCGGUAAGGAAUUCACCAUCACGAGAGACGAGUUGAUGAGUUUACCCGAGAGUAUUCUAUUAUGUCUUUUCCCCAAUGGCGUGUUUUUGGAUAUGAAUGGACAAAUAAUUACCAAUUUGACUGAGAAUGACGUUGUUUACGUCAAUUUCGAUCCGCAAUGUUUUCAAUACAUCAUCGACGUGUUUUCUAAAGCUCAGCAAGAGUUGGAAUCGCAGCCUGGAACUCUGGUGAACAACUUGUCAUUGUCAUACCCGGGAACUACACGAACACAACAAGAAAAUAUAUUGGAGACUAAGCCCGCAAUUAUUGUACUUCGAGAGGAUUUGGAUUUUUAUGUCAUCCCACCGGUAGCAGGCUUAAACAUGGAAGAAAUGAAGGUGUUGAAAAGAGGAGUAAGCGCGGAGCUACUCAAGAAUAAGCUAAUAUUUUCUGGAUUGGGCUAUAGAUUUGCCGAUCGGGAUUUGGAUACAUUGGGUGAAGAUGGGCUGCGGUUACAGGAUGCAAACGUGAAGCAAGAUAAUGCCAAGGGAGACGGGCUAGGGCCAGCAGAACAGCAUCUCUUUGACAUGUUGUGCAGCUCUGGAUUCGAAGUGAAGGAUAAAUGGGGGUCGCGAAGUUUGGAGCUUGGCAAGUGUGUUAUAUCAUCAUUGUCAUUGGUGCGUUUGAAAACUGCUAAACAGAGAAGAGAGGAAGCACUUAGUCUUACGCCAACACCUACAGGAACACCACCGGAUUCACCUUCGUUAACCCCAGUUGCAUCACAAGCGUCUAAUGGUAAUGGUAGUCGAUCCAGGUCGAGAUCGCGGAUAGCGCAGUUGGCAAACAGUGCCUCUAGGGCGGCAUCAAGAUCAUUAUCCAAAGGCCGGUCAAAAGUGGAUCCAAACCAAACUAAGCUACUUUUAUUUUGGAGGAAACCAGCAAGGAAGUGUUGGUGGUCUCAUGGGUGGAUUGAGAUUAUAGUUGAUGAUCCAAGCUUGAAACGCGUGGAUAAGCUAUUAAACAUGAAAGAAGGACACGCUGAUUCUAAUGGCAAAAUCAAAGUGAAAGUCCAUGUGAGAAGAGUGUGGACUUUGGAAUUGAGUGUUAUCGGUGUACAAUGA
Molecule: messenger RNA, 1266 nt
Organism: Lodderomyces elongisporus
Lineage: Eukaryota; Fungi; Ascomycota; Pichiomycetes; Serinales; Debaryomycetaceae
Exons: 1
Coding region: 1-1266 (421 amino acids)
Cellular component (GO): nucleus
Molecular function (GO): RNA binding
Source: RefSeq, a predicted model, not a curated record